Musa acuminata subsp. malaccensis (wild Malaysian banana) is the source of this 498-nucleotide messenger RNA. Its product is annotated as acidic endochitinase-like. Gene Ontology annotation, cellular component: extracellular region. NCBI's taxonomy places the organism in Eukaryota, Viridiplantae, Streptophyta, Magnoliopsida, Zingiberales, Musaceae. Gene Ontology annotation, molecular function: chitinase activity. The record is from RefSeq and is a predicted model, not a curated record. Gene Ontology annotation, biological process: carbohydrate metabolic process.
AUGAGGUUUCAGCACUCUCCAUUAUCUUCAUCUUCCCAAAAGAUGCCUAAAUUUUCAAAACGAAGCAUCGAAAACCUCCAGAUCUAUGUUGAAAGGCAUUUGGAUGGAGAGAACCAAGAUGGUUUUCUCAACCAACAAGGGUUAGUCUACUGCGGCCAAAACGGCUACGAGGGAGGCUUGAGAGAAGCCUGUGCCACCGGCAACUACAAGGACGUCCUCAGAGCCUUCUUCAACCAGUUCGGCGGCAGCCAAGAUCCGCAGCUGAACCUCGCCGGCCAUUGUGAUCCCAACACCAACGACUGCACUUUCCUAAGCAACGACAUCAUCUCGUGCCAGAGGGAUUACAAUGUCAAGGUGAUGCUCUCCCUGGGCGGCGCCAUCGGCAACUACCUCCUGGUGUCCGAGGAGGAAGCCUGGGAGGUCGUCCACCACAUCUGGAACAAUUUCUUGGGUGGCUCUUCCUCCAUGAAAGACAGUUCAGACCACCAUGUGGAAUAA